Phaeodactylum tricornutum CCAP 1055/1 is the source of this 1322-nucleotide messenger RNA. It is a transcript of the gene CCDA, whose product is annotated as biogenesis protein. Lineage: Eukaryota; Bacillariophyta; Bacillariophyceae; Surirellales; Neidiaceae. Bases 63 to 1211 code for a protein of 382 amino acids. Gene Ontology annotation, cellular component: membrane. Gene Ontology annotation, biological process: cytochrome complex assembly. The transcript has a single exon. The record is from RefSeq and is a predicted model, not a curated record.
GCUUGACCCCCCGAUAUUCCAAGUCAACCUUUCAACAAGUCACCAACGAUCCACAUCCCAGUAUGACUGGUAUUGUACGGACAGGAACCAGCAAGGCGAGCCUAAUGAGACUGCUCUUUGUCGUUGCUGCAAUCAGCAUGACGGGAAGACUGACAUCGGCUUUUGUUUCUCCGACGACUGUUCCACUGACUGGUAGGACUGCAUACACUCCCGGCGUGUUUCCCGAGUACCAUCGGAUAGAGACGCACCUUCCUCCUCUUACUCGACCUGCUACGUCGACGUCUCUUAGUAUGAUUAGUUGGGAAGACGUGGUGUAUCACGCACAGUCGCUCGCUACCAACCUCGCCUCCGUCAGUCUCGAAGACCCCGCCAAUCUCGUCACCUCUCUACCCAUCAUGUACGGAGCCGGUUUGUUGACCUCCUUUUCCCCUUGCGUAUGGGGACUCUUGCCUUUGACCAUGUCUUACAUUUCCAACGCUGCCGGAGAGCGUCAGGAUCAACAAACGACGCUGCCCACCUUGGCCUUUGCCGCUGGACUCGCCGUUGUCUUUUGCAGUUUGGGCAUGGCCGCCGUCGAACUCGGCGGGGUCUUUGGUGGUAGUACCUCCAGCAGUGUACUCCUGCCUCUCUUCUCGAACGUCAUUUGCCUCGCCAUGGGCUUGAAGUUGUUGGAACUCGUCGAGUUCCCCUUGCCUUCGUUCAACGCCUUGUCGUCCGCGCCACGGUCGUUCGGAAAUUCCGACCAAUCCUCCGGCCAGGCCGCACCCGAACUCCUGCUGGUCGGUGAGGAUGGGCUCCUCACGAUGGAUUCCUCGCGCUCGCGUAGUCGCGACGAAAAAGGAUCGUUGGUGCGGACCUUUUUGCUGGGCGGCUCGUCGGCCUUGGUGGCCUCACCCUGCGCCACGCCCGUCCUGACUUCCAUCCUCGCCUUUGUCGCCAAGGCACAAAACCCCGCACUGGGAGCCGCCCUCUUGCUGGGUUACACGCUAGGAUACUCCACACCGCUUUUGAUCAUUGCCAGUACCGGAGGCAAGGCUCUCAAUAAUUUGAAACAGCAGGAACGGGCCGAAGGGGGAGCCAGUGUGUACGGGAAAAUUGCUCCCUGGGUCACACCCUUGACGGGAGGCAUUCUGCUGUGGUACGGGACGAAUGGUUUGUUGACGGCCAUUCUCGGUGAUCCCUCCAUGGCCGGCCUACCGGUCCUCGAAUAGGUAAACCCAAAGACGAGUAGGGUCUUGUGCAGUCAAUGGCUCUACCGGACCGCAGGGAACGAAUGCCAAAAUGCACGAAUUCGUACGUCUAACGCAUCCAUUAUCAGUAAC